Messenger RNA from Ctenocephalides felis (cat flea), 2054 nucleotides. RefSeq lists its product as uncharacterized. Bases 257 to 1576 code for a protein of 439 amino acids. NCBI's taxonomy places the organism in Eukaryota, Metazoa, Arthropoda, Insecta, Siphonaptera, Pulicidae. The record is from RefSeq and is a predicted model, not a curated record. The transcript is spliced from 5 exons.
UUCGUAUCAUUUUUAAGACGAAUAAUUCAAGAGUAUAUAAAAGCAGGUGUAAACAGUUGCUACAUGUUGACUCGAUGAGAAAGUGACAACAGUAACAAACCACUGUUUCUUCCGGGGUCUAAACAAUCUAUUAAGAUUGUUUUACCAAAAUUAAAAAAAAUACAGUUUUUUUCGAUCGCUUUUAGUUUUAAUGUAAUUUAUUGAUUUUUAUGAACUCUAUUUAUUGUUAAGUUAAACGUUUUUCUAAGGUUCAACAAUGAGUUCGCCAUCAACCCACAACAGUCACAGUUUCAGCGUGAUGCGCUUAGAUGACAGUUCGCUAAAGGUCGUCGUUUCCCAAGGCGAUUGCGCAUCCUUGGCCAGAGCUCAUCUUAGGAUGAAGAACGCGGCCGAAGUACUUCAGUGGAGUGUUGAAUCGGCUGGAGGCACUAAACCUUUCGGAUUUUUAGACGAUUAUUGUCGCCUGGUGAUUGUUGUCAAAGGUGAAGGACUGGAGAAUGGCGAUAACACGGUCAAAUUGUCUUUCUUCGUCAAGACACUUCCACGAUAUAAUGAAAACAGAUUAAGACAAAUUCAUCAACAUGGUGUUUUCAGAAAGGAAACUAUGAUGUACUACCUUUUGCUACCAAUGCUCAAAGGCGAUAAUGGACCCACAGCCUGGCGUCCAAAAUGCUUCCUCGUCCGCAACGACAUAGUCGUUUUGCAAGAUUUAUCCAUGUAUAAUUUUCGCCAUUCGUACCCAAAAUUCUCUUUGGAUCUUGAUCAUGUUAAAGUUGCUUUAACGGCAUUGGCUCGUAUGCAUGCAAGUUGCAUUAUCUACGAGAAGAAAAAAAAUUGUUGCAUGGGGAGAGUUUACAAAGAUCUUAUGUUCGAGACUAUGGCCAAUAAUAAUCAAUGGUGGAGGACUGGAGAGGAUACUGCUUUAGCAAUUGCUGAGGAAUCUGAGAAAUUCGGUAAAUAUACCGAAUACCAUUCCAUGGUACAGGAGAAGUUAAUUGAUUUCCUGAGAUUGGCAUGGUCUAUGGUAAAACCAUCGCGCAUUUAUAAAAAUGUGGUAUGCCACCGCGAUACGCGCAAUCACAAUUUGAUGUUCAAAUAUAAUUCAACUGGUCUACCUGAACAAUGCAUCUUGGUCGAUUUCCAAAGAUGCACCUACAAUCCACCAGCUUUGGAUUUCAAUCAUCUUCUAUAUCAGACAACAUCUAGAAGCUUUAGAGACCAGCACUACCAGGAAUUGAAGAGGUUCUACAGAGCAGCAUUUGUAGAAAACAUUACGAAGGAAAAUUUGGAUGUAAACGAUAUAAUUCCUGAACAAGAGUUUGAUGAUAGCACAGAUGAUUUGCGUUUGUGCGCUAAAAUUUUGGCGGUGAUGACAUUGCCUCUUACUCAAAUGCCUCCUGAAAUACUGGCAGUUUUGAGCCACGAUUCUGAGGAGUUUGAUCGUACUGUUAAUGGAAUGAGAAAGCAGACUGUUUUGGAUCUCAUGGAGAACAAUGAAAAUUAUCGUACUAGCUUGAUAGAAGCUAUGGAUGAACUACUGGAAGAACUUUUAGAGGUUCCAAAGAAUAAGAAGUAAUUCAAGAGAAUGUAAUAUCUUAAUUAAUAAUGUAAUUGCUCUUAAUAUAAAAUACGAUCGAUCAUAAUGAAACAUGCCCAUUACAAAUUUGUGUGCCACUGGUUACUGGUUUUUAUUGCAAAAAUAGUACACAAAUAUUUAUUAAAAAACUUUUUUCAUACACGAGUAAUAUUUGCAAUACCAGUAUUGUACAAAUUAUAAGAUACCGGAAACAUUUAAAUAAACGAUAUAUGAAUAUUUAAUACAUCAUAAAAAAGAAUUUAUUAAAUUAAAAGAAAAUGGCGAUCUACUCAAUUUAUCUAAAAUAGUUUUUAGGUGUAAGAAGAUUAGAACUAAUUCUAUUUGUUUACUACUUUUGUUACUCGUAUUUAAUUUUGAUUUAAAUUAUGUAUGUUAUUUUAGAAAGCACUGAUAAGUAUAAGGAAUUGUUGAACUGUAUUUUAUAAGACUGCUAGGCAAAUCACGUUUAUUUAUAAAA